GACUUGAGCCGGGAAGCUGCCACUCGCUUGCCGAAGCGCUCCGCUGCCCAUCGCUGUGACGGGAAGGGAGGGGAAAGCAAAUAUUGAAUCUGAAGAUCUUGUGAUAUUCUUCAGGAAGAUUUCUUUGGAGAGGACAGUUUGGAGAAAGAAACAUUUGAUAUCUGAACAUUGGAUACAUCAGAAGUCAUGUCGGACUGGCUUCUAAUUGGACUGUUUGUGGCAUUGGUGCUGCUUCUGUUGCUGACGAUCUUUGGCUUUGCUGUUUAUUCGGGACUGUUUACAGAAGUAAUUGUGAAUGCUGGUUUGCCCCCCAUUGGCAACAUCACUGUGGCAUACAAAUUCCAGGUGGGACCUUAUGGUGACUCCGGAAGGUUUUUCACAGAGAGCUGCAGCGUCUCUCCAAGGCUGUCUUCUAUCGCUAUCUACUAUGACAACCCUCACACGGUGGAUCCAGAGAAAUGUCGCUAUGCUGUGGGUAGUGUCCUGAGUGAAGGAGACGACAAGCCAUCUGAGAAAGUGAUCAACAUGUUUCUGAAGUAUGGCUUCAAGAUUAUCAACUUCCCAGCUCCUAGUCAUGUAGUCACGGCAACCUUCCCUUAUACGACUCCACUAUCCAUCCAUCUGGCAGUGAACCGUGUCCAUACAAGUCUUGAUGUAUACAUCAAGGAGCGGAAACUAUGUGCCCAUCCUAGACUGGAGAUCUACAAAGGGGAUAAAAUCUAUUUUAUAUGCCCCCUUGCACGUCAAGGGGAUUUCUACGUGCCUGAAAUGAAAGAGUUGGAGAAGAAAAACAGAGCAGCCGCAGCAGCGAUAGAAACUGAUGAUGAUCAAACAGAUAUUACAGGUUUGGACACCAUGAGUGAGACAAGUUCUGUCAGCCUCGAAGCCACAACUGACAUCAGUGAGACUUCCGUAGCUACCUCCAUCCUAUCUCCUUUUGCAUCUGGCCACAGUCGAGAUGAGGCAGAUAAUCGCAGUGAGCGUAGCUACAGUGAAUCGGGGGGCAGUGGUUCCUCCUUUGAAGAAUUGGACAUGGAAGGCAAUGGUGAUGGAAUGGCAGGUCUGUCAUGUGACCUUGGUUCUGCAGAAGACCGAGACACCGCCCAACUCAAGUGGACCAGGGAGCCUAUUGCCCCAGAAGAAAAAAGGGGUGAAGAAUAAAGUUAUCUGUUUACUUAUGUUUUUAGGGACUGAAAAGAGAAACUGCUGAUAGUUUUUGAUUCUUUUCCGUCCAGCCGAAACAAAAUUUGGUUACUGAUCCAUGUUGAGAGCUUGCUACAUUUUGUCUGCAAACAAAUAUUUGGAGAGUAAUAUAAAGGAGAGGAAAUUAUAUUCAGUAGAACAAUGAAUAUAAUCACAUUUUAUAGCCAGACUUAAGGAGGUGUGCUGCAAUAGGAAAUUGAAAGUGAGAUGGGAUGCAGUGGUGGUGGUGGUGAGUUCUGUUUGAACCAGCAAAUAUAAGAUUUUACAUAGACAACCCCCAGUCUUAGCAUCUUUUAAAUUCUUCCUGCAUCCUAUUUUGUUUGACCCCCGAUUGGCUGCUUUACUAUAACAUACACACUCGAUUUGGUGCUGCAUCUAAUAAAACCAAAGAACUGUAGCACUUAUUAUUGAAAGAGAAUAGUCCAGACUUUCUUACAUGUUUUUAUCAUAAAUGCAGCAUAUGAAUUCUUAUUAUAAUACAGUUGUGCCCUUGAAAAGGUAAUGGAUUAUGUGCAGGUUAGUGUAAACCCAAUUAGUCUCAUGUUUCUGCUCCAUUUCCCUCUCUUAUUGGUGCCAUUUCUCUCUCUUUUUGGUUUUCAUGAUAUAAACCAAAUUCUUGAUAGUUACAUUUAAUAUCUGUGGGAACCAAAUUUCUUCUCUAGUUUCUUAUGUGAAAGUGUCCAUUAGAAAGAAAAAUCCAUCACUGUUAGUAUUAAUGGAGCCCUUUUUCUGCAGUCUCAGGAAGCAGGCUGUUGAGAAUGAGGAAUUGCAAAGUAAGCCAAUGAUCAGUAGAUGACCCACUUGCCUUUGCCACUACUAUUCCUUCACAACUAUGAUGCGGUAGUAACUGAAUGUAGGAAAAGAUCAGCCUGCUCAGUGCUCUUCAGAAGACUCAGGUACUAUAAUAACCAUAGAUAAUUUGAGCCAGUGUGUGAACCACAGCUGAAAGUUAUUAUAUAUUAUGACUUGGUGAAAUUGAGUUCUUCCAACAUGAUUCCAAAGCACCUCUUACAUUAGGAUGAAAUGACAGGAUUUAUCAUUUUGCACUGGCAAUAGUUUUGAAUGCUUGGUCAGAACAGAAAGGUCUCCAUAAAAAUGGUAUUCUGAAGUAUUGAACCAAAUUUGUCACUCCUGAAUCUCUAAUAAAGCUCUUCUACUGAGGAAUCAAUAGCUGAGAAAUGUGGCAAUAGUUGGAAUCCUCACACUUUCAUUAUUGUAGCUUGAGGAAGCAUUGAGACAGCAGGUUGAAGAAAAUAUUAAUAUCUGUGUAUUAGGGAUAAAGUAUUGAAAUAUUUUGCUCUUCUUCAGGACUUCUUGGUUCUCUUGCUUGCAUCCUUUACUAGAGAUAGAUGUCCCACUCUCUUUCUUAAUGGGUUUGCGUCCACACAGUAGAUAGAGGAGUUCAAAAUUUAGCCACCUUCAGACCUGCCUUGCUCUGAGCAUUGACUUAGCCUGGGAGAGUAAUUAAUCGAAUGCAGUGUUAGAAUGGUCUUUUCGAAUUUUGUGUUCCAUAAGGCCGUUUACUUCCUUCUCCCCAAGCAAUCACAAUUGAUUCCUCCUUUUGUGCUCUGUUGUUGCCUCUAAAGUCUCAAUUCCCAGUUUAGCUUUUUAUUUCCUAAUGCUUAAAUCUGUAUUCAGAUGCUCCAAAUUCUGAUUUAAUGUAACAAACCAAACCAGUACUGUGCAUCAGAAGCUUUAAUUAUUAAUAACAUGGAAUUAUUUGAAUGAAAAUCUUCCAACUGUCUCAUUUUAGUUUCAUUUGUGCAGGUCUCCUAUGCAUCCCCAUCUCCUCAGACAUGCUUGAAUGUCUAGAGCUUAUAUGCCUGUUCAUAUCUGUAGCUCUGGCUAGACUUUUGUGCUCCUGAAAAAGGCUACAUUAGACAUUAGACAAAACCAUUUAUGCCAUUGCUGUGUUUUUCCUGUGUAUCCUAUAAACACUUCCAAACAACAGGGAUACAGUGAAAUAAGGAGGCGGCAUAUAGUUAUUAGUGUGCUAUGUUUAUCCCCAGAGUUUAUUUGACAUGAUAAUAUUCCUCCCUCCCUCCCUCUCUCCCUUUCUUCCAUAUAUCAGUAUCAAAGUAUUUUUACUGGAUUAUGAUGUUCCAUUUAGGUUUGUGCAAACAUUGUUUCCAGCAUCUUCUUUUACUCCUCUGGACCAUGCCAAUCUGGACAGUCUAGAGUUGGUUCAGCAACUUUAUGGUUGUAAAUCUUCAGGGCAUGCUCAAACUACUUUUUAUUCUAGAAAAUUUACUUCCAGAAACACCACUUCCUACUUCUGGGAGUUUUCCUACUUCCUGGAAAACUUCUGGACCACUCUUGAAGCUGUCAAAUCUGUGUGGUUUGGAGAAAGGAUAGGACCAUUCUUCCAGCCAUCCUGUCUUUGGAACAAUUUGCACAUUUUGUUGCGAAGUGUAUGUGUUUAUCUCACAUAUUUGUGGAUAAACAAUACGCAUCCUCAUAUGAAUUCCCAUGUAUGAAUAUGCAUAAUCAUACAUGUUUAUAAUCUGCAAGUGUUUAGGGCCGUGUGUGUUUACAGUGAUGCCAUAUAAAUUCACCAUUCUGCAAGUGCCAUUACACAUACCUUCUUUUCUUUGAGUACACAUUAAUGUGCUGUUUAUUUGUUAACUGUUUUAUAGAUAUAGACAAGAUGUUCAAGGAAGACACAUACAAUAAUUAAACCUUCUUUCUGAUUGUAGAGACUGUUUUGCACACCUGGAAACUAGCCUGUUGGACAACUUCCAUAGCAGGGGAAUUUCUAAAUUAGGAAACUGUUUCUCUGGUUUUCCAGUUUUUCACCAAUAGGAAAUACAGUAAGGCUGAUCAAAAAAUAGAAUAUAAAUCUUCAAACAUCAAAUCCCUCAUGCACCUUGUAAAAUUCCCUGUGUUAAUGAAUCAAAAUGUUUUCUUUGUUAACCUGAAUCAUUUAGAGGUUCAGGUGCAAAUAUUUCAUGGGACAAUUUUCUUAGGUCAAAAAUAAACAGGUUUGUCAUUUUUUUAAUAAUAGCACAGAUAAAUGAUUCCCCCCCCUCCCAUUCUUCUUUUCUCUAAUGCUAGGCUUUGGAAAAAGUUUUGUGUUGCCCUGGAAGUUAACAAGCAGUGUGAAGUCAUUUGGACUGACUUUGUGAAACAUGAGGAACAGGUAGGAAGUAACUGGGCAUGCCAUGUGAUAGGAUGAUGAACUGGGGAUGAAUUACUGUGAGAAAUGUCUUCAUUCUGAAGAUGGCAGAGUGGAAGCAGUUCCCCAUUCAUUCAGUAUUGGUUGGAUAUUCCGAUUUAACGAGACAGACAACACAAGACUUCUGGUUGCUUUAAAACAGAGAAUAACAACACCUUAAUCAAUCAGAUGGAUAAAUUUGGCACAUUGUUUGCUUGCCAUGACUUGGACCAAGAGCAGGGCAAGCUGGCCAGUUACUGCUUCUAGUCAUAAUCAACUAUAUUUGGACUUGGCCAUCAAAGUUUUGCUUUCUAUAAAGACUUACUGCUGUGGUUUCUUCAGGUAGAUACUGAGCCUAAUGUUUUUCUGGGUUUCUCUCAGCACUCCCUGUUUUGGCCCAGGGGAGGGAGGGCGAGGCUGCUAAAGUAAUGCUGCAUGGCAGUCACUUGGUUUUGGUUAGUGAUCAUUACUGAAUGACUAGCCUUUUGUAGAAUUUCAGGUGCCACAGUAGAAUUAUUAAAAAUCUUGGUUACAUCUCUUGGGCCAAAUUUAGAGUGAUUAUUCUAAUGUUCAAGAAGCAAGAUCUAUCUGGUAGCAUAUUCCAGACUGCUUCGGGAAUUAUGUCAUAUGACUGCGUGUUUCCCAGGCUUGCUUGGGGCAUUACUGGAGUUAGUUCAUUGUAGGCAUUUGCCUGUCAGACAGCUUUAAGAUGUCUUUCUUAUUCUGUGCUCCAUUUCUCUUUCUCUGUUUAACACUUGCUGUGCUUGUGGAGGUACUGUGAUAGUGAGUAAUACAUCCAAGCAUCUCAAAAACAACUAAUGUUUCAUCUCUUGCUCUAAGCACAACUGGCUCUUAUGGCAGAAAAAAAGACUCUGUAACCUACAACUGAUGCAAAAUGCAGCACUUCAAAAUGAACACAUUGGAAGAAAACGAUGCUGAUAGAUAAAGAAGUCCUGCUAUUUUUCUAAUUUUAUUGUUGCCUGUUGAGACAUUUCAGAGGUGAAGACAUGCAGCUUUUCUGACAUCUUCCUUUUUUUUUUAGCCCAAAUAUCAUCUAUGGUGAGCAUCUCAUUUUCGUUACCAUCUCUGUGUUCUGAAAGAUCAGUAGCACCUGAUUAAAAGCCUGCUGAUACUUAUAGAAGUCUCUCAUUAAUAAGGUUGAGGUUAUGAUGAUGAGUAAGAAUUAUAUGGGCGCCUAGAAAACUAAACACAAAUGAAUGUGGAACAAGAUUUUAGACAACACAGAAAGCAGCACAUUCUUCUUAUGGCUUAGCUAGUAUCCAUGUACUUAAAAUUAUUAGGAGCAUUGAAAUAUUUGAUUCAAAUUAACCACCUUAAAGUUUUUGGGUUACUUCUAUUUUCUGUUGUGCUUUACUUAAAAAAAAAUUCUCUGCUUCUGUAUCCCAACAUGUUUUUGGACCUAAAUAUCUAGAUAAAACCGUCUUAUUCAAGAGAAAAAUGCAGGUUGCUCCCUGCGUAUCUCUGCCAUCCUCACAUAGGACUAAUUCGUGUACAUCUAGAUAGGGUACAGUUCCAUGACAACAUAUCUCUUGAACCGACUGUUGGCAGGAAGAAUGGGUCUGAUGUGUUAUUUCUCAUUCAUAUAUGUUCUUUGUUGAAGCAUUAUUUCAUAGGCACACCAACAUUAUGCCAUACAGCUGACCAGAGUUCUGAACCCACCCAUUAAAACAUAUAAAGUUCCUAUUGCUAAGGGAGGUAAUGCUUUUCAUGUGGAACUUGCAUGUAAACAGGUAAACUGGAAGAGGUAUUACAUCUGGAUCUUAACCCUGCAGAUCAUCCCUCAGCCAGCAAUUUGCCCUGUAAAGCGAUAAGGAAUGACAGCUUAGAGCUUGUUAAUUAUUAAAAUACAAGCUGAGCUGUGAGAGAGGUUUGCUUAUUAGUUUGGUCCUGAAGUGAAAAUUUUUGUUCUGUUAUAUAUUUAAUCAUUAUUUUGGUAUAAUGUACAAGGCUUAAAAUGAUCUAUGUGCCAGACUGAUUAAAAUCUAGGUGUUGGGUAAGCAGGGCUGUGUGGGGGUGGAGGGUAAAUCCUUGUUAAAAUUAAAAGUGGCUCAUAAAAAACAA
Messenger RNA from Thamnophis sirtalis, 6439 nucleotides. RefSeq names its product testis expressed 264, ER-phagy receptor (gene TEX264). Gene Ontology annotation, biological process: protein-DNA covalent cross-linking repair; reticulophagy. The record is from RefSeq and is a predicted model, not a curated record. Lineage: Eukaryota; Metazoa; Chordata; Lepidosauria; Squamata; Natricidae. Gene Ontology annotation, cellular component: autophagosome membrane; nucleus; replication fork.